This is a messenger RNA of Magnusiomyces paraingens, 726 nucleotides long. RefSeq lists its product as uncharacterized. Gene Ontology annotation, cellular component: cytosol; nucleus. Bases 1 to 726 code for a protein of 241 amino acids. The record is from RefSeq and is a predicted model, not a curated record. Gene Ontology annotation, biological process: chaperone-mediated protein complex assembly; protein folding. Gene Ontology annotation, molecular function: Hsp90 protein binding; protein-folding chaperone binding. The transcript has 2 exons. NCBI's taxonomy places the organism in Eukaryota, Fungi, Ascomycota, Dipodascomycetes, Dipodascales, Dipodascaceae.
AUGCCAUCUCAUCCUGAAGUUUUUUGGGCGCAACGAUCUAGCGCCACCGAGCCUGAAAAGAAUGUUCUUUACGUGACCAUUGCCGCAGAGGACAUUACCAAGCCCCAUUUGGAGCUUACUCCUACUUCUUUCCACUUCUUUGGAGAGUCCGAGGAGGGAAAGAACUAUGACUUGACUGUCGAACUUUACGAAGAAAUUGAUCCUAGUUUGUCCAAGUUUACCCACACUGACAGACACACUUAUGCUAUUUUGCGGAAAGCUAAGGCUCAACAAGAGUACUGGCCUAGACUAACUAAGGAAAAGAAGAAAGUCUUUUACAUCCGGACUGAUUUUGAUAAGUGGGUUGAUGAAGAUGAACAGGAUGAGCAACCUGAACAGAAUGAUGAUUUUGGCGGUAUGGGCGGCAUGGGCGGCAUGGGUGGCGGCAAUGAUGCUGGUUUUGGCGGUGCUGAUCUGCAAAGCAUGCUUAGUGGCAUGGGCGGUGGUGCCGGUGGUAUGCCUGAUUUCAGCAGCCUUGGUCAGAUCCCAGGUUUGGGCAGUGGUGCCAAUGAUGACUUGAUGGAGUCACUUGCUCAAGAUGCCAGUGCCCAGGGCAAGGACUUUAGUGAGUUUGCUAAGCAGUACAAGGCCAAGGACUCGGAUGAUGUUUCGAUCCAGACCAGCCACCUUGGUAAUGAAGAAGAUGAAGAGGAUGAUGAUGAGACUCCCAAGGAAAAAAAUCUUUAA